CGCGCGCCGCUCUGGCGCUCCCUCGCUGGCUCUCUAUGGUGCGGGGCGGCGCGGUCACGUGGCGCGGGCCGGGCGGAAGCGGCGGCAGCGGCGGUUAAAUGAAGCGGGGCCGUGUGGGAGCACUCGGUGCUGCUGGGACAUCUCGACAUUUCAGGAAUCUGCUGUGGGAGCUGCUGCAGGAAAGAAACCCCAAACACAGCUGUCCUCAGAGCUGAGGGAUCAGUUUCCUCAUGUGAGCCUGACUGCCAUGCUGGGGCAUUGACACUCUGGGGUGUAGCUGUUUAAAAUGGCAGAGAGAGGUGGGAAUGAAGAAGUGAUUAACUUGAACAGCUUCAGCAAUCACAGAGGGAAAGACUGGAUAAACCACAGAGAUGAAAGUCUUAUCACAAUAUCGGAUUCCUCGGAUGAAGAUUUGCCUUUGUUGCUGGAAAUGCCAGAAAAGCAGCAGACUGAGGAAGAUGAUGAUGAUAUAAUCAUCUUAGCAGAGACUGCAAAGCAGCAGCCUCUGCGUCCCAAUGUCAUCAGACCUGCUGCUCCAUGGCAGGGUACAGAUGCUGUGGGAGAAGGAGGAUCCAAAAGUGCUGUGGAGUCUUUGAGCACAGACCUGCAGAAUUCAGCUCUGCCCUGUGAGGGAGAUGGGAAUAACCUCACGGUGGACAGCAGUGCUGGACCAAGCAGGGAGGAGAGUGUGGAUGUUGCCUUGCAGCAGCCAGGACCAUCUGAGCUGAGUGGCCCCAGGUCUGAACUUACAGGUAACCAGGAGCCUGGCCCAAGUUUGCUGCCACUGAUCAAGAUGAGUCCACAGCCUGCUGAUAACACAGAAACCAUUAGUCUGGAGAAUGCAGACCUUCCACCUCAGCAGGAGGAAAGGAUGGAAGCUCGAGAAUGGCGAGGAGAGAACUUGGAGCCAGAGCAGAAACUUGAAGGAAUAGCUGCUAAAACUACCACGGAGCCGGAGGAGAUCCAGGAGAAGGGCCAGCAGGAGCCCCGGCACUUCCCACCGCCGGAAGAUGAGCCACGGGCUGUGGCGAAUGGCCGUGCUCCUCAGCAAGGGCAGCCAGAGGCAAACCCGGCCUCUCUGAGGGCUCUGCAGGCUCCAGGGCCAGCCUUCCCCCGGCCCGAGCCGCAGCAGGACGGCAUCCCCGGCCCGGCCUCCCCGCAGCCGGCACACCCCCCUGAGGAAGCGGCUCUGCAGGCAGGGAGGGACAACGAGCAGCCCGGGCCCGCCUUCCCCGCUCAGGGCUCGCAGGAACUCGGCUCGGGGGAUGUGCCAGAGCAGGGAGCUGCUGGGCAGGAGCAGGACCUCACUGCGCUGCUCAUCAGAGAGACAGAAGCAAGAUUCCCAGAUGUGAAGAAGGAAUAUAUUGAAGAAUUAAUCAUCAUCAAGAACUGCUGUGACUUAAAUGUACUUUGUAACUUUCUUCUGGAAAAUCCAGAUUACCCAAAGAAGGAAGGCAGAGUGGUGUUAAACCCCAGCAGCAGCCUGCUUGCCAGCCAAGAUGAGACAAAGGUGCCUAAAGUGGACUACUUUGACUUUUCCAAACUUGCCCCCCUUGACCAGCGGUGCUUUAUUCAGGCAGCUGAUCUCCUCAUGGCAGACUUCAAAAUGCUGAGCAGCCAGGACAUCAAGUGGGCACUGCACGAGCUCAAGGGGCACUAUGCAAUCACACGAAAGGCCUUUUCAGAUGCUAUCAAAAAGUGGCAGGAGCUGUCUCCUGAAACCAGCGGGAAACGAAAAAGGAGGAAAGAAAUGAAUCAAUAUUCUUAUAUAGACUUCAAAUUUGAGCAAGGGGAUGUGAAAAUUGAGAAGCGCAUGUUCUUCCUGGAGAACAAGAGACGGCACUGGAGGACCUAUGACAAGCUCUCCCUUCUCCCACCUGUGCGACUGGAGCAGGAAUUCUAUGAGCAGAAAGUGAAAGAGAUGGCAGAGCAUGCAGACUUCCUCCUGGCUCUGCAGAUGAAUGAGGAGCAGUAUCAGAAGGACGGGCAGAUGAUCGAGUGCCGCUGCUGCUACGGGGAGUUUGCCUUCGAAGAGUUGACUCAGUGUGCAGAUGGUCACUUGUUCUGCAAGGAGUGCCUAAUUAAAUAUGCUCAGGAGGCAGUUUUUGGCUCUGGGAAGUCAGAGCUCAGCUGCAUGGAAGGCAGUUGCACAUGUUCCUUCCCCACCAGUGAGCUGGAGAAAGUUCUUCCAGAGAACAUCCUCUGCAAAUACUACGAGAGGAAGGCCGAGGAGGAGGUGGCUGCUGCCUGUGCAGAUGAGCUCGUCAGGUGUCCCUUCUGUAACUUCCCAGCUCUACUGGACAGCGAUGUGAAGCGGUUCAGCUGCCCCAAUCCCCGCUGCAGAAAGGAGACCUGUCGGAAAUGCCAGGGGCUGUGGAAGGAGCACAUGAAUCUCACCUGUGAGCAGCUGGCUGAGAAGGAUGACAUCAAAUACAGGACAUCCAUAGAGGAGAAGAUGACAGCUGCCCGGAUUAGGAAAUGCCACAAGUGUGGGACGGGCCUGAUAAAGUCGGAGGGCUGUAACCGCAUGUCGUGCCGCUGCGGCGCCCAGAUGUGCUACCUCUGCCGGGCUGCCAUCAACGGCUACGACCACUUCUGCCAGCACCCCCGCUCUCCUGGGGCACCCUGCCAGGACUGUGCCAAGUGCUCCCUCUGGACAGACCCCACUGAAGAUGAUGAGAAGAUAAUUCAUGAGAUUCAGAAGGAAGCUGAAGAGGAGCAAAGGAAGAAGAAUGGGGAGAACAGCUUCAAGCGCAUCGGCCCUCCCGUGGAGAAGCCCGUGGAGAAAAUCCAGAGGAUCGAGGUCAUCCCCAGGCCGGUUCCUCAGAACUUCCACCAGCCCCGGAUGCCCCCGUACCCCUUCGUGCACCCCCCGUUCCCCCUGCCCCCCGUGCGCCCCAUGUACAACAACAUCCCCCUCAACAUCGGCCCCAUCCCCGCUCCCUACGUGCCCCCCCUGCCCAACAUGAGGGUGAACUUUGACUUUCCCCAGAUCAACGUGCAGCUGGAGCACAACCUGCCUAUGCACUUUGGCCCUCAGCCCCGGCACCGCUUCUGACCUGCCCCCACAGCACUUGGCAGAGUCACCACAGGGCAAAGCCACCCCAUAAUGUCACCCCCUCCCUACUCCAGCCCCUCUGGGGUUUAGGCAGUAGCCAGGGGACUCGGUGUCCCUGCUCUGCACCCUCUCGAGGGCUUCUCCAAACCUUUGCAAUCCAACAUUUCAACCUGUGCUGCGACAGGGUUUGGUGCUACGUUUCCCAGGGGUGGGAUUCCCCCCUGAGCUGGGCAUCCAGAUGUUUUGUUUUGACAAAAAGCCUGUUCAGGCAGCUGUUGGGAGGAAAAGUAAGACUUUGUAGAACACACGGAUACAGCUGCUCCUUGGGGAAUUUCCAAAAAAUCCUGCCUUCCUGCUGGCCAGAGCAGCAAAGUUAGUCUUGGAGGAAGGGAGGAGACACUUGGCAUCUGAGUAAGCAUAAGACCUUCAAGAGAGAGGUAACAGGAGGCAGCUGCCCCAGCCUCUCCUGCCUGUGGUGAGGCUCAGGGCUGGGGUUCCUGUGUUCUCCAGCAUCCCUGGAUCCUGCUGGCACCUCCCAGCAGAAAUAAAUUGUUCAAAAGCAAGUCAGUGUAGCAUUUUUAGUGUUCCUCACUCUCCAAGCAGAGCAAGGGGCUGCAGCAGCUGUCCCAUUGCUCAGGUCUUGCUAGGAAGCCCACAGCCACGUUUAUUUGGGGGUGUUAGGAAGUGGCAGGAGAUUUGGACACCCAAAUCUUUGGCUGGAUAAAUUUGCCCCCUUUAAAGGGCUCAGUUUUUCCCUCCAAAAUUGUGUGCCCUCAGCUUCUGAAAUGUGGCCUUUGCUUUGCUGUUCUCAUCUGGCAUCCCAAAUCUCCCCCAGCUUCUGGCAGCAGUGCUCAGGCAGCUGUGGAACCACCUGGAGCCAAAGCUGUGCCCUUUAUUGCCAAAACUGCCUGGGAGACACCCAGAUAGACGUGUGGGCAGUGAUGUGUCCUGUGGUAGGAAAAUUGGGAAUGUUCCCUGUAGCUGCCGUGAGCUGGGAGCCUCCCAUUCCCAAACCCUCACAACCCAAUGGGCAGCUGGAGCUUCAUGCUGCAGGAAGCUGGCUGCUUCCACAGCACCAAAUAACUCAUGAAAAUGUGUGUGUCAGCUUAAUUGGCUUUGGAAAAGUGUGUUAAAAGUUAAACCUGAGUAUUGCUGGGCUUAGAAAGUGAGGGAAAAGCAAAACUUCCCUGUGAGAAGUGGAGGGUGCAGUGCUGGGCUGUGGGAGGAGGGUGGCACGAAGCCCUUUCUCCACAUCCCUUGGCUGUGCUGUCUGGUACAGGCCCCAUCUAGAAAAGAAAAUGGCUGGAGUGGAAAAAACCCUCUUCCAGGAAUGUUGGGCUGGCUUUUAGCAGCCCAGUUGUGCUGUUGUUCUCCAAAUGUUUUGUUCUGGCCUU
Molecule: messenger RNA, 4452 nt
Organism: Lonchura striata (white-rumped munia)
Lineage: Eukaryota; Metazoa; Chordata; Aves; Passeriformes; Estrildidae
Gene: RNF216
Product: ring finger protein 216
Molecular function (GO): zinc ion binding
Source: RefSeq, a predicted model, not a curated record